AAACUUUCUGGAAUAAAAUCACAAUCAAUAUUGUUUGAGGAUAACUUAUUUGAUCAUCAGGUAAAAUUCAAACCAAGAUUCAAGAAAUCGGCAAACAUGAGCGGGUUAGCAGCAUCUAACCUGACUUCAACUACGGGGCUCCUCACAAAACCACAACCACGUCCGGUCCAUUUCGAGUUCGAUUUUACAAAGACGUCGACUUUCUACCUCGACAUCUGGACUCUCCUAGCCACACUCGGUCUCCUCGUCAUCGUCGCCUUGGUCAACGCUGUCGUUUUCCUGACAUGGCGACGUCAAUAUCGUAACAGCAUGGCGGAAAACUCACACGAUGUCCAUGGUAACAACUUCUACGUCCCAAACACACCGACUACCAUCAGUGUCAUCGACGUCGGAAAGUUAUCCACCGACGAGGAAUCCGGAACGAACUCGGUGAUGAUCUCACCGAUGAUGUUUUUCACCAACAGCACGAUGACCGCUGAUAUCAGCGGUAUGGGAACAAGCAGUGUAUUGCCCGUCAGAUUUGCCGAGUGGCCGCCGAGAGCUGCCGUGAUCAACCCCCACAUCGACAAGCGGAUCAUGCUCCAAGUCGUACAUGAAUAAAGGAUGUAUGAAAAGAU
Molecule: messenger RNA, 617 nt
Organism: Strongylocentrotus purpuratus (purple sea urchin)
Lineage: Eukaryota; Metazoa; Echinodermata; Echinoidea; Camarodonta; Strongylocentrotidae
Exons: 2
Coding region: 97-600 (167 amino acids)
Source: RefSeq, a predicted model, not a curated record